AUGCUAGUUGCAGUUCGGGUUCUUUUUGUUGUUGUUGUUGAUGAUGAUGAUGGGGUUGUUGCAAUGCACCGUGUGGGUAGUGCAGGGAACACAAACAAUUCUGUUCGCCCACGUAAAGAGAAAAGGCUAACAUAUGUUUUGAGUGAUGCUGAUGACACAAAGCAUUGUGCUGGCAUAAACUGUCUAAAAGUGUUAAGGUCCACUGUAUCUGAUGGGUGUGAUUACCUCUUCACUGGGAGUCGUGAUGGCACGCUGAAGAGAUGGGCCCUUUCUGAAGAUUCCACGACGUGCUCUGCUACAUUUGAGUCACAUGUUGAUUGGGUAAAUGAUGCUGUCCUUGCUGGUGAUAGCACCCUUGUAUCCUGCUCUUCAGAUACCACCCUCAAGACAUGGAAUUGCUUAUCUGAUGGAACUUGUACCAGGACUCUUCGUCAACACUCUGAUUAUGUUACUUGUCUUGCAGCAGCAGAAAAAAAUAGCAAUAUUGUUGCCUCUGGAGGCCUUGGUGGGGAAGUUUUCAUAUGGGAUGUGGAAGCUGCACUUACUCCAGUGUCAAAGUCUGGUGAUGCAAUGGAAGAGGAUUGUUCAAAUGGUGUAAAUGGUUCUAUCAAUUCAUUGCCCAUGACAAGUUUACGAACCAUUAGCUCAAGCAACAGCAUUUCUGCACACACGACUCAGUCCCAUGGGUAUGUCCCAGUUGGUGCUAAAGGCCAUAAGGAGUCAGUCUAUGCGUUGGCAAUGAAUGAUAGUGGAACCCGUCUUGUCUCUGGUGGGACUGAGAAGGUUGUGCGUGUUUGGGACCCCCGUACUGGUUCAAAGGCUAUGAAGCUAAGAGGGCAUACUGAUAACAUUAGAGCUCUGCUUCUGGAUUCUACUGGCAGGUAUUGCUUAUCAGGUUCUUCUGAUUCUAUGAUCAGGCUGUGGGACCUUGGCAUGCAGCGAUGUGUGCAUUCAUAUGCUGUGCAUACAGAUUCUGUUUGGGCACUUGCUAGCACUCCAACGUUCAGCCAUGUAUACAGUGGUGGAAGGGACCUUUCUUUGUACUUGACAGACUUGGCGACAAGAGAGAGUCUCUUGCUUUGCACAAAAGAGCACCCCAUUUUACAAUUGGCAUUACACGAUGACAGUAUAUGGGUUGCGACAACAGAUUCUUCAGUUCAUAGAUGGCCUGCUGAAGCACACAAUCCUCAAAAGGUCUUUCAAAGAGGCGGUUCAUUCUUGGCUGGUAACCUUUCCUUUUCAAGGGCAAGAGUUUCUUUAGAAGGAUCUACUCCAGUGCCUGUCUAUAAAGAACCAACCUUAACCAUUCCUGGAACUCCAGCAAUAGUGCAGCAUGAAAUUUUAAAUAAUAGAAGGCAUGUCUUGACUAAGGAUACUGCUGGCUCCGUGAAGCUAUGGGAGAUCACAAGGGGCAUUGUAAUUGAAGACUAUGGGAAGGUUUCAUUUGAGGAGAAAAAGGAACAAUUAUUUGAAAUGGUCAGCAUUCCUGCAUGGUUCACUGUGGAUACCAGGCUUGGAAGCUUGUCUGUUCAUUUGGACACACCACAAUGCUUUUCUGCUGAGAUGUAUUCAGCUGAUCUUAACAUAGUUGGGAAACCUGAGGAUGAUAAGGUUAAUUUAGCUCGUGAAACCCUUAAAGGUUUGUUGGCUCAUUGGUUGGCCAAGAGAAGGCAAAGACUUGGAUCCCCAGCUUCAGCUAAUGGAGAUGUUUUAUCCGGAAAGGAUGUUGCUCCUAGAAGUCUUGGCCAUUCUAGAGUUGAAGUUGAUGGUGGUUCUGAAAAUGAUUCCAUGGUUUAUCCUCCAUUUGAAUUUUCAACUGUUUCCCCUCCUUCAGUGGUUACUGAAGGCUCUCAAGGAGGUCCAUGGAGAAAGAAAAUUACUGAUUUAGACGGAAGCGAAGAUGAAAAGGACUUCCCUUGGUGGUGUUUGGAUUGUGUGUUGAACAAUCGCCUACCACCAAGAGAAAACACCAAGUGCAGCUUUUAUCUGCAUCCAUGUGAAGGUUCAGCUGUUCAGAUCCUCACACAAGGCAAAUUAAGUGCACCUCGCAUCCUGAGAAUACAUAAAGUUGUCAAUUAUGUCGUAGAAAAGAUGGUCCUUGACAAACCACUGGAUAGUGUGAAUACUGAUGGAACAUUUGCUCCUGGACUUGGAGGACCCUUGCAGCAUUCAGUGGUUGGAGAUGGAUCUUUCCGAUCUGGAUUGAAGCCUUGGCAAAAGCUUAAGCCUUCCAUAGAGAUCUUGUGCAAUAAUCAGGUCUUAUCCCCGGACAUGAGCUUAGCCACGGUGCGAGCUUACAUAUGGAAGAAACCUGAGGAUCUGGUCCUUAAUUACAGAGUUGUUCAGGGAAGGUGA
Messenger RNA from Dovyalis caffra, 2355 nucleotides. Lineage: Eukaryota; Viridiplantae; Streptophyta; Magnoliopsida; Malpighiales; Salicaceae. The record is from the annotation of a GenBank genome assembly.